Aspergillus wentii DTO 134E9 is the source of this 1014-nucleotide messenger RNA. RefSeq lists its product as uncharacterized. The coding region runs from base 1 to 1014 and encodes 337 amino acids. The transcript is spliced from 4 exons. The record is from RefSeq and is a predicted model, not a curated record. NCBI's taxonomy places the organism in Eukaryota, Fungi, Ascomycota, Eurotiomycetes, Eurotiales, Aspergillaceae.
AUGUCUCUGGCUGUGAUUCAAAAUCCGUUGGCCCCCCCGACCGCUGCGGAGGCAUUGGUCUUCUUCUAUUCGACUCCCGCUGAAACCGUUGUCAAUCUCGGUGUGAUUCGCCCGUCGUUGUUGAACGACACGGAAUACCCGUACAAUGACUACAACACCGAGACUCAUGUGGACGUCGUGCCUGAAUCCGGCCUGGAGAUUGCGUUCUACAAUGGCGCCCCUCGAGUGUUUGGCUUCACCAAGGCUGAGCCCGAUGACAAACUGAAAGGCAAGAAAGUGUCGCCAAACGAGCCGGAACCACCCACAACAACCAGGCGCCUCACUCAGCUGAGUCCGACGGUGACUCCAAUCGACAAGGAUAAUUCAACCUCGGUGGCUAUCUUCUCCAACGCACUUACCUCUGUCUAUGACGGAAGUAAGGCAUACAUCUUUGCCAUAAAGCUCAAAGACGGCGAAACGAAUGAAGUCGAGCUGGUCUAUUAUACUCUGAGCACGAGAACUCCUCAUGCCGCUGUCACGAACCUGACCGCGCGUUGGGAUACUCAAUUGGCCGCCAUUAUCACCCCCGCCGGCCAACACCGCUACUUUUUCCAACCCGAUGAGAAUACCAUCCGAUGGAAAGAAAUCGAUGGGAGUGUCUUCAAGGACGUUCCCAAUGUGGUGGCUUGGAAAAACACCCCGAUUGCGGUGACCCACGGGUAUACCGAGCCCGGCGAGAAGCCCCGAUACCUCUAUCUCUACUUUGUGGCCGAUGAAAACAACCGAAUCUAUCGGACGAGAUAUGAGUAUGAGAAAGAGGCGGAAAAGGAAGAGGACAAGUGGGACAAGCAGCCACUGCAACUGGACACCAGAGUAAUCAACCAGCCUUGGAGAUGGCUCAAGGUGAUUCCGUUUGAUGAGCAGAAGAACGUUGUUUUCUUCUUCGAUCACGAAGACACGCUGAUCAAAAUCGAGGACAACCUCAACAAUAGCCCUGCUCGUGCAGUGCCGGUGAAGCCGAUCCACGAGAACUAG